Molecule: messenger RNA, 1209 nt
Organism: Bactrocera oleae (olive fruit fly)
Lineage: Eukaryota; Metazoa; Arthropoda; Insecta; Diptera; Tephritidae
Gene: Jhbp2
Product: Juvenile hormone binding protein 2
Source: RefSeq, a predicted model, not a curated record
AAAAUGGACGCUUUUGCCUCGACACUUCUGGCAACACAACCUGGUUAAAACACCUUGGCCGACAAAGUUUCAGCUCAUUUGUGACCGAAACCGCGUGAAAGUAGUACGCUGCCGCGAAUCUCCGUAAAUGAAAAAAAUAGCUAACACUUUUACUUUCCGCGCGGUGAAAAUAGAGUCAAUUAAUAUGUUUAAGCUUGGUUUAAUUUCGAUUUUAACACUAAUCAGCUGGAUUGCAACAAAUGCUCAGGACGAUGUGCAACCCUAUUUUCUACAACAGUGCCCGCGCGAUGAGGAAUACAUUAACGAAUGCUUGCGUGACAGUGGCAAUAAAUUGGUGCAUUACUUGCGCCAGGGUGUACCUGAGCUGGAUAUUUAUGACAUCGAACCGGUUAUCAUUGAUGAGAUUGGUAUUGUGCUGGGUAGUGGACCUGACGGUUAUCGCGCCCUCUUCCGUAAUAUACAAGCAUAUGGUGUUAGUAAUAUAACUGUAACGAACGUGCGUUCCGAUUUGGAGACUUUACAAUUCCAGUUGACUUGUGAAAUUCCACACAUUAAAGUACGUUCGCAAUACCGUUCGACCGGCGUUUUGAUUUUGGUGAAAGCCUCAGGUGCUGGUGAUUACUGGGGCGAAUAUGACGGCGUCAAAGCAAAAAUUUAUUUCAAAGCCAUUCCUAAUUUGGCUGACGAUGGACGCACAUACCUAACAGCCGAUCAGGUUAAAAUGGAUUUCAAUGUAAAGGAAAUCAAAAUGGGUGUGGAUAAUAUUGCUAAUGGCAACACAGUGAUACAGGCCGCAUUGAAUCUCUUCAUCAAUUCCAAUGCACAGGAGUUGCUGAAGGAAAUGAAACCGGCGCUACGCACGAAACUGACGCUGGUCAUACGCAACUUCAUGGAUCGGAUAUUCGCAAAAAUACCGCUCGACCAAUGGAUCAAUUUGCAGUGAGGCUAACGCAAAUUCACGCAAACUAAUGAAAAAUCUAACACUUACCAGUUAAUUAGCUUAGCUGUAAUUUAAUAUAAUCUUAUAUUAGUAAUUAGUCACACUUAUUUAUUUCAAUAAAUUGUUUAAGAUAUUUAAAGGUAAUCGUUUUGAACUCAAAUUGUCACUAUGCGAUAAAAUAAUAUAAUCGAAAGAAAUGUUCAGCGUCCGCACGUUUAUAAGAAAAUUACAGUUCCACAAAUAAAUGUAAUUUACUACUUAGAAAUUAA